AUGGCUGCGCUGUACGACCAUGGGCCUGGCCAUCAACUCGGACAGGGUCCGGCGCCCUUUGGACCCCAGCAGUUGGGCGACGACAAGGUGUGGUCGCAGGCGCAGAUGUUCGCGAUGCAGCAGGGCAUACCGCUGUUUACUCCUCCGGCAACGUCCCAUGGCCAAGCGCAGGUGCACCCUCAGCAGCAGGCCGCGUUUCUUAUGAGCCUGCAACGUCAGCAGGCGCUCCUGCAGCAGCAGCAGCAACAGCAACAGCAACAGCACGAACGACGGCUUCUUCUGCCGGAUCUGCGGCGGGUGCCGGCGUCGGCCGCAGACAAGCAGUGGGAGCAUGAAUAG
Messenger RNA from Sparassis crispa, 339 nucleotides. RefSeq lists its product as hypothetical. Bases 1 to 339 code for a protein of 112 amino acids. The transcript has a single exon. NCBI's taxonomy places the organism in Eukaryota, Fungi, Basidiomycota, Agaricomycetes, Polyporales, Sparassidaceae. The record is from RefSeq and is a predicted model, not a curated record.